This is a messenger RNA of Pieris rapae (cabbage white), 3263 nucleotides long. RefSeq names its product nose resistant to fluoxetine protein 6. The transcript is spliced from 12 exons. Gene Ontology annotation, molecular function: acyltransferase activity, transferring groups other than amino-acyl groups. The coding region runs from base 25 to 2301 and encodes 758 amino acids. The record is from RefSeq and is a predicted model, not a curated record. Lineage: Eukaryota; Metazoa; Arthropoda; Insecta; Lepidoptera; Pieridae.
GACGCGCGCGCGCACGCCAGCACGAUGCUUAUAACCGUUUUGGUUUUGUCGUUAGCAUGCGCGAUCGUCGCUGAAAACGAUACAAAUAUUGACGACAAGGUCCUUAAAAGCUUAGCCGAUUUGAUAGAUGAGAAUAAAAGCUUGGAUGCCAGUGAUAUUGCUCGAUUAUACAGGGCUGCGCAGGCGCUGGGUUUAGAUAGAGAAUUGGUGAAUAAGUUAUCACAGGGGUUGAAUGGUUCUGAGCGAGUUAUACAUAAAGACGCUGGGUAUAACAUAUAUGCUGAUUCGGAAAAGGGACCUUUGGGUGAAUCUCCGGAUUAUGCGUCGUCAGUAGUUUUGGCGAGUGAUCUGCUUGCUUUGACAAGUGCAGUUGGCAAUGUUGGCGAUAAACUGUGUAGAGAGCAGGGAUAUAGGUUCCUAGAUGGUUUGCUGUCCAACAAACGAUGGGCUUUGAAAAUGUUCGACGCAUCAGCGAAGUCGCCACAAGGUCUGCUUUUUGGUUCAUCCUAUCAUUUGGGUAACUUUGACGAGUGUAUGGAUAUAAAUGAACCAGGAGAUGGGUUGACUGUUGAGGGACAAUAUUGCCUGGCGACUAUUAAAUGGAGAGAAGGAGAGGAAACCAAAAAGAUCCGCACUGGACGGGGUGAGAGUCUACGUUGGGCAGUCUGUGUACCAAGUGCCUGUGAUGCACGUUCAGUUGAGCGAUUUGUUGGUGGUGUCCUGAAACAUUCUGUUGGAAAUACAACCAGAGUCGAAGUCAUAGAUAAGGAUUGCUAUACACGAAGACCGUUGAGUGUUAAUAAGCUUGAUAUAACAUUUCUUGUUCUCAUAAUGUUUUUUGGCGUUAUACUCACCUUCACCACGAUAUAUGAGAUAUAUGCUAUACGACACAACAAAAAAGGGGGUACGGCGCAUGACCUCAUUGUGUCCUUUUCACUUAUUAAUAAUAUGAAAAAAAUUCUUUCGACAAAGCAGAAUAAUAGUCUGGGACUAGAAUGCGUCACUGGAAUGAGGGCAUUGGCCAUGAUUUUUAUAGUAGCAGGUCACGCAUGUCUAUUUAUCGGGAGUGGCCCAGUCAUGGACGCUAAAGCUUGGGAUAGGUUAAUCCAGGAUCCAUUAAACUCGUUUAUGCUGAAUAAUGCGCUUUUGGUGGACACUUUCCUCUUCCUUAGUGCUUUUCUCUUUAGCCGUUUAUUACUGAUUGAGUUGGAUAAACGCAGAGGCAGGCUAAAUUUUAUACCAAUAUUGGUUUUCCGAUAUAUAAGGGUUACACCAGCGUACUUAGUCGUCAUUUUGUUCUACAUGACAUGGCUACCGAAAAUUGGUGAGGGUCCUCUCUGGGGCAACAGAAUACAAUUAGAGCAAGAGCGGUGCAUGGAUACUUGGUGGGCCAAUAUAUUGUAUGUCAGUAAUUACGUGAUGACAGAUCGUAUGUGCAUGUUCCAGUCCUGGUACUUAUCAGUUGACACUCAAAUGUUCUUCGUGGCUCCCAUAUUCAUUUACAGUUUGUGGCAUUGGAGAAGGUUUGGUUCUGCCUUAAUUGCGAUGGCAAUUAUAGUAUCUCUCGUUAUACCAUCAGCAAUCACAUACAAAGAUCAUUUGGAUCCAACCAUUUUGUUUUAUGCGAAAGAAUUCACGGACUUCGAUACAAACUUCUACUUCGUGGAAGCGUAUAUCAGAACACAUAUGAAGAUGACCCCUUACUUUAUGGGACUGCUCACUGGAUAUAUUCUCCACAGAAUUCAAUCAGAAAAUUAUCAAUUCUCAAACCUCCUAAAGACUUUCGGCUGGAGUACCAGCGUAAUUUUGGGCACCGUAACCACCUUCUCCGUGAGCCUGUUCUACCAGGACUGGUACGAGUACAGCACAAUAGAAGCCGCGGCAUACAUAUCUUUACACAAAUUUGCAUGGAGCAUCGCCAAUGGCUGGCUUAUCAUUGCUUGCGCUACCGGAAAUGGAGGCGUUUUAGGAAAGCUUUUAGCGUGGAGAUUUUUAGUGCCAAUAUCAAAGUUAACAUUUUGCGCUUACCUAGUCAAUGGUGUCGUGGAGUUGUACUAUGUGGGACAGUUGCGACAUCCUCUGCAUAUAACCUUCUUUACAAUAGCGGCGAAUGCAAUCUCCCAUUUGGUAUUAACAUUUUUCCUUGCGCUGAUACUGUGUAUAAUGUUUGAGUCACCAUUACAUGGCAUCGAGAAAAUACUAUUACGGAGAUUUGCUCGCCCAGUCCUUAGUGACAACGCAAUAAGGAAGACUGAAGACGAAUUAUCACGUAAUACUAGUCAAAGUAGGUUAGACACGUAGCACUUAUAGUAUCGUUAUAAGUACAUAAAUACAAGACAAAAGAAAGGGAAAGAAUUUAUGUAUAUUCUAAUAACAAAAGUUAUGACACUGUUUUUUGACGCUCUUGAUUUAUUAGAAGUCUGUCAAAAAUAAUUUUUAAGUGCAAUGAAGAACUGGCCCGAACUUUUAAAAACUAUAGCUACUUAAACUAUACCUAUAGAUACUUUAGAAAAGCUUUAGAUUUUAAUUUAAAAUAAGCCACCAACGCACAAAUGAGCGAUAAAAUUAAUGAUUUUGAAAAGUUAAAUAUUUAGAAUCAUUUUGUUUAUAUAAGCUUAUUCUUAUUAUACAUGUCUUUCCAUUAGGGGCUUUUUAUAUUAUCUGAUGUUAGUUGAUGAUGUUUAGAAAUGAUUAAUUGUUUAUAAAACGACGGUGGUAGUUAGUAGCGAGUAUUUUCAGGAAAUUAUUAGCAAUUAAAAAACUGAGGAUCUGUCAGUACCAAUGCGUGGGAAUACUAUAAUAGCAAUAGCAUUAGAAAGACGCUUUAUAAGUACAUAGUUUAAAUAAGUCUGACAAACAAAUGUAUGUGAUAUUGAAUAGUCUCUCUAAUUUGCGACAAACAAGAAGGUAUAUAUAUAUAGAAUAAAUUAUUUCGUGACCCAAAAUAAACUAAUUGUUAACACAAAAUUAUCUAAUUUAUAAAUGCCCUGUAAUCUGUUUCUCUCUUCUAACUCUUGUCAAACAAUCAAUUAUGAUUUAAAGUGGAGUAAGUAUAUAGUAGUUUACAAUCACACUUAGUCUUGCUUGGUGUAUUCUCUAAAUAUUCUGAACUAUUUCGUAAAAUAAAAGAGAAUAUGAAGAAGCUGUGUUACUUUAUCGUAACGCUUAUUUAUAAACUCAUAGAUUGUUAUGUAGAUUGUUAAGCAUAUAUAACGUUGUAAAUAAUGCUCAAUUUUAUACCAAUAAAAUAUUUUUAUUUUUAU